Abrus precatorius (Indian licorice) is the source of this 2375-nucleotide messenger RNA. Its product is annotated as DEAD-box ATP-dependent RNA helicase 22. Gene Ontology annotation, cellular component: chloroplast. The coding region runs from base 115 to 1857 and encodes 580 amino acids. NCBI's taxonomy places the organism in Eukaryota, Viridiplantae, Streptophyta, Magnoliopsida, Fabales, Fabaceae. The record is from RefSeq and is a predicted model, not a curated record. Gene Ontology annotation, molecular function: RNA binding; ATP binding; RNA helicase activity. The transcript has 8 exons.
ACCUAAAACCCUAAACCCCAUCCUCCUGGUUCUGUGAUUGUUUAACAAUAUAACGAUAACGAUAACGACUACCGAACUGGAAGAUCAGUGAAAUUUUGAGGGAAGAAGAAGAGAAUGGUAAUGAUUGUUACCCGUUUUGCAUUGAUGCUGCAUCUCCAAAACCCACCAAUUCGGUUGCACUUGUUCUCCCACUUCAACAAUGCUCGCACCUUGUUUCUCACACCUACCUCGCCUUCUCUAUUCAAAACGCGCCCCUUUCCACGCCAAACGCAAUCAAGAGCCUUUGUAAGCGCUCUUGCAUCAUCAUCACAAGAUUCCAAUGGCAGAGACACUUUCUUCGCAGAAGAAACCGUUUCGUGGAGCUCACUCGGUCUCUCUAAUGCCAUUUCUGGAGCACUCUCUAACGUUGGCCUCAACAGACCCUCUCUCGUUCAGGCCUCUUCUAUACCAUCUGUGCUGUCAGGGAAGGAUGUGAUUAUUGCAGCGGAGACUGGGAGUGGUAAGACAUACAGUUACCUAGUUCCUCUAAUUGAUAAGCUACGUGAGAGCCAUGAUCAUUCUCUAUACGCUGUGUCUGAUCAAGAAGUAUCUCCACCACAGAAAGUUCUGCUUGUUCUUUGUCCAAAUGUGCAACUGUGUGAGCAGGUAGUUAGGAUGGCUAGCAGUCUCUGUAAAGACAAUGGUGAGACGAUAGUUAGUGUGGCAGCCAUUUGUGGCAGACAGGGAUGGCCAAUUCGGGAACCUGAUAUCAUUGUGACAACUCCCGCUGCCCUUCUGAAUUAUGUUGACCUUGAAAGAACCCGCCGCAUGGAAUUUAUGCGUGGUGUUAAAUAUGUGGUGUUUGAUGAAGCUGAUAUGCUUCUCUGUGGGAGCUUCCAGAAUAAAGUAAUCCGCCUGAUAAAUUUGCUCCGCUUUGAUGAAAAAUUUUUGUCUCGUUCAAAGGAAUCAGUUGAAGAGUUGCCAAUGAAACAGGGAUCUUCCUUGUCAUCAGAAGAUGCUUUUGAAGGUGAAGAGGAACUUCAAACUGAAGCCACCUCAGACGAGGAUGACAAUACUUAUGAGGAUAUUGUUGAUAAUACUAACGAAGCUGUAUCUGCUAAACAAAGAGACUGGAGGAGAGUGAGGAAAAAUUAUAAGCGUAGUAAACAGUAUAUUUUUGUUGCAGCUACACUUCCAGUGAAUGGAAAGAAAACAGCUGGAGGGACAUUGAAACAUAUGUUUCCUGAUGCUAAGUGGGUUUGUGGAAACUAUCUCCAUUGUCACAAUCCAAGAUUGGAGCAAAAAUGGAUAGAAGUUACAGUUGAUACUCAAGUGGAUGAACUCAUAAAGGCUGUGAAUCACAGUUUCAGAUCUGAAGAUUUGGAUAAUGCUGGUGGCAUUCACAGAACAAUGGUGUUUGCCAAUACUGUCGAGGCCGUUGAAGCUGUGGCAAAGAUAUUGCUCCGAUCUGGGAUUGAAUGUUUACGUUAUCAUAAGAAUUGCACAUUGGAAGAGCGAGCACAGACCUUAGUUGAUUUUCAUGAGAAAGGUGGUGUUCUUGUAUGUACUGAUGCUGCUGCUCGCGGUGUUGAUAUUCCAAACGUCUUGCAUGUUAUUCAGGCAGAUUUUGCUACUUCUGCUGUAGACUUCUUGCAUAGGGUUGGUCGUACAGCUAGAGCUGGUCAAAUUGGACUUGUUACUAGCAUGUACACUGAAUCCAACAGGGAGCUUGUUGAUGCAGUUCGUCGGGCAGGGGAACUUGGUCAACCUGUGGAAACUGCAUUUAGCCGGAAAAGAAGCUUCCGAAACAAGCUCAAGAAGAGGGGUACUAACAAAGUCAGGGAUUCAGCGACUAUUAAAAAGAGUUUUGUAGCAUGAGAAUGCAUGGUUACGUGAUACUUAGCAUCUAAAGCAGCAUGCGCCAAUGACAACGUGAUCAAAUCAAAUAAUUAUUUGCCAUUGCUUCGAAGGGAUUUAGCCGUUACACCCACAUGCCUCAGUUAAUGGCACACAUGUAACGAGUCCUUCCACUUCUUGGGAUCAUGUAAUUACCGUGAAGCCAUCCACCAUGAGAGUUGAUUAAUACUGGGUUCUGUUAUUGAUAUUCUUUUUGUGGGUUUAAUGAGUUAGAGAGUCGCUUACCCAAUGGCAAUCAUCUUUGACUGUAUCUAGCAAAAAGUAACGUGCUUGUGUCUGCAUACGUGCGCUAAUUAAGUUCGUAGUGGAAGUGGUUGCUUAUGGUGGGAAACGUUUUCUGGGGCAGUUAGUUGAUUCCUAUAAUUUUGUUCAUGUAAAUUGAGCGAGUGCUUUGCUCUCAAUUUUUAUUCCUCGUUACUUGUAUUUGCAACUUGAAAUUCUAAGCAUCAAGAUCUAUCAAACAAAGACCAUUUUAUAUG